AUUUGAAAUCAAUUCCGUCUACCAAAACAUCUACCAAUCAAAUUCCCAGUAUCUGCUCAGAUUCUUUCUCGACCUUGACCUUUUUUUCCGGAGUCGGUAAUUCACUUGGAACUGUGAUUUUAGAAAAUAGUAGGAUUCUAAAGUUUCGACAAAGAUGGCAGAACCCAUCAAAGUUUUGGUAACUGGUGCUGCUGGUCAAAUAGCAUAUUCCUUACUUUACUCUAUAGCCAAAGGAGAUGUUUUUGGACCAAAACAGCCCAUUUCUUUGGUUUUAUUGGAUAUUCAACCAAUGAUGGAAGUUUUAAAUGGUGUAGUUAUGGAAUUACAGGAUUGUGCACUACCCCUUUUAUCAGAUGUGAUACCAACUGCAGAUGAAGCUUUGGCAUUUAAAGACAUUGAUGUUGCUAUAUUAGUUGGAGCAAUGCCUCGACGAGAAGGAAUGGAAAGAAAAGAUUUACUUGCAGCCAAUGUUAAAAUUUUCAAAUCACAGGGAAUAGCCCUUAAUACUUACGCCAAGAAGACAGUUAAAGUAGUAGUUGUAGGAAACCCAGCUAAUACCAAUGCACUGAUUGCUUCUAGGUGUGCACCAACUAUCCCAGUAGAGAACUUCUCAUGUCUUACACGACUGGAUCAAAACAGAGCUCAAGCACAGGUUGCAGCAAAAUUAGGAAUAUCUAGUGAAAGUGUGGAGAGAGCCAUCAUCUGGGGAAAUCACUCUUCUACACAAUUUCCUGAUCUUGCUCAUGCUACAGUUACAGUUAACGGAAAGAAAUCCAGUGCUUUGGAAGCCAUUAAAGACGAUAAUUGGGUUCAAAAUGACUUUAUUAAGACUGUGCAGUCACGCGGUGGUGCUGUUAUUAAAGCUCGUAAAUUGUCUAGUGCAAUGUCAGCAGCUAAAGCCAUCUGUGAUCAUAUGCGUGAUUGGUGGUUUGGGACUGGUGAUCGAUGUGUAUCUAUGGGUGUGCUUUCAACUGGCAAUCCCUAUGGUAUUGCUGAAGGUAUUAUGUACAGUUUUCCAUUGACUAUUGGUACUGAUAGAAGCUACAAGAUUGUAUCUGGUUUGAACAUCACUGACUUUGCUAGAGAAAAAAUGGAUUUGACACAAAAUGAGCUGAUUGAAGAGCGCGAUAUGGCUGUAUCUAUUUGUGAUGGAUGACUAUUCCCCCGAUUAUAAAUUAGUAGCAUUGAUUGUUACAACAGUCAAUACAUUACUGGUGUCUCCAGUUUAAUAUUAUACAAAUUUCUAGGUACAAAUUGGAGUGGUUUUAGAACAAUAUCAUGAAAUAAUAUUGAUAAUGAUUCCUAAAAAUA
Messenger RNA from Patella vulgata (common limpet), 1311 nucleotides. RefSeq names its product malate dehydrogenase, cytoplasmic. Gene Ontology annotation, molecular function: L-malate dehydrogenase (NAD+) activity. Gene Ontology annotation, cellular component: mitochondrion; cytosol. NCBI's taxonomy places the organism in Eukaryota, Metazoa, Mollusca, Gastropoda, Patellidae. Gene Ontology annotation, biological process: oxaloacetate metabolic process; tricarboxylic acid cycle; malate metabolic process. The coding region runs from base 155 to 1156 and encodes 333 amino acids. The transcript is spliced from 8 exons. The record is from RefSeq and is a predicted model, not a curated record.